Messenger RNA from Xylona heveae TC161, 1435 nucleotides. RefSeq lists its product as hypothetical. The coding region runs from base 94 to 1341 and encodes 415 amino acids. Lineage: Eukaryota; Fungi; Ascomycota; Xylonomycetes; Xylonales; Xylonaceae. The transcript has a single exon. The record is from RefSeq and is a predicted model, not a curated record.
CAACAACAUACACUCCUGCUCUACUACAGCUACAGGAAUUGGUCUGUCUUCUCUUGACUCGUCAAUUGCUUUUAGGAAAUCGAGUUUCAAAUAAUGAGAUCCUCGUUAAUAUAUUGCAAACGCCCCAUCUGUCAAACAUGUGAAUUUAUUGCUUCAAAGCCACGAGCUCACUUAGCCCGUCCGUUUACCUCUCUCCGCUUGCCCGCACGAGCUUCCUCUCGAACGCGACUUCCUCAAUAUCCACCAUGCAGUUCAACGAAGCUCUCCAGCAAAUUGCAGUCCUUAAAUAAACAGGCACGCUUGGUUUCUUAUCAAGCAGACGUUCUUCCUAUUGCCGAAGAUGAGCUCGAAGCUGCCUUGUCCAACAUGGAAGAGCUGCUCGAAUCCGACACGGUCCCUUCCGAACCGGAAACAAUAGAUAUCCUGCAGCUCUUUCAAGUCAUGGCGAUAGAAUUAAUGGGAUCUGUGGCUCAGGGUCCAGUUUCGCCGGUCGGGUCAAACAACAAGCAAACUCCGGCGUCAGCUCUAUUAUCCCUAGAUCCCCAGUCUCAACCGCCUGCCCUCUCCCCCGCUGUGUCUCGCGCAGUAGACACGAUCUCCAAAGCAUGCUAUGAGAUCAUGAUACAUCCAAAUAUAUUGAUCGACCAAGAUGUCCUCAAAACAUAUGUGCGCAUCCAGAGUCUUCUUCGACGGCCUGAGACUUUUCCGGAAAUAUUUCACCUAUAUGCGACGAAGCUCCUCGCUAUUCCUGGCACUUCUCCACCUAGAUUCCAAACACCAAAUCCGAAAAAUGCAAAGUUUGCUAUUCCGGCACCUAUUGCCGAGACCGCUCUACAAACUGCCAUUGCGGUGAAAGGUCUUCCCCUCGCAAUGGAGAUUAUUGAGACGAGCUAUGGUGCGCCGGCGUUUCGACGGGCGAAGAUCAUUCGCAAAGCAAUCCCUCCAUUAGCUGGCGCUGCAUUGGCACCCGCCGCGGCGUAUACGCUCGCCAUGCAGUUUGCCGAAUUCCAGGACUCAAUGAGCUCGACAACCGCGACAAGUAUCGCCUUCGUUGGCAUAAUGACGUAUUUGGGAGCUGCCGCGACAAUUGGUGUCGUGGCGUUGACUACCACCAGCCACCACAUGGACAGAGUCACCUGGAUGCCAGGAAUUAGUCUGCGGCAACGGUGGCUGAGAGAGGAAGAGAGGGCGGCGAUUGAUCGCCUGGCACAGGCAUUUGGCUUCAGAGAAAUUUCAAAAAGGGGAGAAGAGGAGGGCCCUGGCUGGGAAGCUCUCAAAUACUGGGCAGCUGAUCGCGGUAUGUUUUUAGACCGAACAGACUUGAUGGAGGGUAUGGAGUGAAAUGAAGCUACCGAUGCGGUACUUUAAACCCCCUCUUUGCAGAUUCAAUACUCAGCUUUUAAUGUACAAUCAUCAAACCAAUACCAAGAAAGAU